AAUCCACUUCAUAUAACAUAACAUCAAAAGGAGAAACCCUAGUCGUCAACCCCCAAUACAUAACAACGAUCUUCUGUUCCUCCAUUACCCCUUGCAGAGUCGGCCGCAGCAGCAGCCAUGGGCGCGUACACUUACGUUUCCGAGCUAUGGAAGAAGAAACAAUCAGAUGUGAUGCGGUUCCUGCUGCGGGUUCGCUGCUGGGAGUACCGUCAGCUUCCGGCGGUUGUACGCGUCACCCAUCCGACCCGCCCCGACAAGGCGCGUCGUCUCGGCUACAAGGCCAAACAGGGUUAUGUCGUCUACCGUGUUCGUGUUAGACGUGGUGGGAGGAAGAGGCCGGUCCCCAAGGGUAUUGUAUAUGGUAAACCCACAAACCAGGGUGUCACUCAGCUGAAGUUCCAACGCAGCAAGCGCUCUGUGGCAGAGGAGCGCGCCGGAAGGAAAUUAGGUGGCCUUAGAGUUCUAAAUUCUUACUGGAUCAAUGAGGAUUCAACUUACAAGUACUUUGAGGUUAUUUUGGUCGAUCCAGCCCAUACCACUAUCCGUAAUGAUCCUCGGGUUAACUGGAUUUGCAAUGCUGUUCACAAACACAGGGAGCUCCGGGGGCUGACCUCAGCCGGGAAAAAGUACAGGGGCCUGAGGGGAAGGGGCCAUUUGCACCACAAGGCGCGACCGUCGAGAAGGGCCACUUGGAAGAGGAACCAAACACUCUCGCUUCGCCGCUAUCGUUGAGGUAUUUUUAUUUAUUUAAUUCAGUCAGUCAGUCCGUCACUGUUGAUCACAUUAGUAAUCUUUUUUUGGCCUACUCCUUCUCCUACUCUGCCGUUAUGUUACGUUUUGAAUGUGUUUGGUCUUCUGGGUUUCUGACAUUUAUAUCCAGACAUCUAUAUAUUGCAAUGCCAAAUUCCUUGAAA
Andrographis paniculata is the source of this 914-nucleotide messenger RNA. RefSeq names its product 60S ribosomal protein L15-2. Gene Ontology annotation, cellular component: cytosolic large ribosomal subunit; ribosome. The coding region runs from base 118 to 732 and encodes 204 amino acids. The transcript has 4 exons. Gene Ontology annotation, biological process: cytoplasmic translation. The record is from RefSeq and is a predicted model, not a curated record. Gene Ontology annotation, molecular function: structural constituent of ribosome; RNA binding. NCBI's taxonomy places the organism in Eukaryota, Viridiplantae, Streptophyta, Magnoliopsida, Lamiales, Acanthaceae.